Molecule: messenger RNA, 2098 nt
Organism: Phodopus roborovskii (desert hamster)
Lineage: Eukaryota; Metazoa; Chordata; Mammalia; Rodentia; Cricetidae
Gene: Reep1
Product: receptor accessory protein 1
Exons: 9
Coding region: 314-1180 (288 amino acids)
Biological process (GO): endoplasmic reticulum tubular network organization
Cellular component (GO): endoplasmic reticulum membrane; cytoplasmic microtubule; endoplasmic reticulum tubular network
Molecular function (GO): microtubule binding
Source: RefSeq, a predicted model, not a curated record
GAGGUUCCACGCCACGCCACAGCGGGUGGAGGAGGACCCGCCCUGGCUGCAGCCUUAGGGCUGGGACGAUCGGAACAGGGGCGGGUCGCACGGGUGCCCUCACCGCUAGCCGCCCAAUCGCCGCGGGCCCACGGAGCCCCGGGGGGCUGGGGCAGCGGGCGGAACGUGCCGCGGCUGCGCCGACGCGCGAGCGCGGGGCCGGGCCGGCGGGCGCGCUCAGUCUGGCGGCGGCGGCGGUGCGCGGACAGACAGACGUGUCGGGAGCGCAGUACAGUCCGCAGCUCAGCAGCCGGGCCGCGCCCGCCCGCCCGCCAUGGUGUCGUGGAUCAUCUCCAGGCUGGUGGUGCUUAUAUUUGGCACCCUUUAUCCUGCAUAUUACUCCUACAAGGCUGUGAAGUCCAAGGACAUUAAAGAAUAUGUCAAAUGGAUGAUGUACUGGAUUAUAUUUGCCCUCUUUACCACAGCAGAGACGUUCACAGACAUCUUCCUUUGCUGGUUUCCAUUCUAUUAUGAACUAAAAAUAGCGUUUGUAGCCUGGCUGCUGUCUCCUUACACAAAAGGAUCCAGCCUCCUGUACAGGAAGUUUGUUCAUCCCACACUGUCUUCAAAAGAAAAGGAAAUUGAUGACUGCCUGGUCCAAGCAAAAGAUCGGAGUUAUGACGCCCUUGUGCACUUCGGGAAACGGGGCUUGAAUGUGGCAGCCACAGCAGCUGUGAUGGCUGCUUCGAAGGGACAGGGUGCCUUGUCGGAGAGACUACGGAGCUUCAGCAUGCAAGACCUCACUACCAUCAGGGGUGAUGGCACCCCUGCUCCCUCAGGCCCGCCUCCACCAGGGACUGGGCGGUCCAGCAGCAAGCAUGGCCAGCCCAAGAUGUCCAGGAGUGCUUCUGAGAGUGCUGGCAGCUCAGUGUGUACCUGCUGCUCCACCUGCCGGACCCGGAAAGUGGUUGAGGGAGAAGUGAAUGAGGGUGGUGUGAAGUCAUGGGAGCCCCACCAGGUCCAAAGCCCACUGGCGUUUUCUGACGAGGAGGAGGAGGAGGACCUGUUGGAGUUCAUGUACAUGUACAAGGCACCUAGGCGGACGGAGUUGCCCCUGGAGGCACCGCCUAGAACCCUUCGGUCCCGCUUCAGGAAGAAAAGUACCUCAUCCUCGGCCACCGAAACCACGUCAGUGAGAUGAGCCAACAGCACCGGACCCACAGACGUCUCCCUCUGCCUUAAAGAGCUAGUCACUAGUGACAGGGAAGUGCGCAGGCUGGGUGUGCUUUGAGUGUGCAGCCUCGCAGACAUGGCCCUUACUCCUCCCCUCUUCUGCCUUUGAGAAUUUUCUGUUCUUCCCUUUUUGUUUCUGGGGGAGAGGCUAAAGGGAAAAGGUGGUGGUGGAGGGUCACCUUUCUGUCUUCUGGGAUUAGUUAUUUUCCGCAGUUGAAUCGUCAUUGUGGCCACAAUGUUUUUAGACAUAUAAGCACUCCUACCCUGCUGCUGAGAUGGACGUUUGUAAUUUAUUUGUUGCAUAGUUUUUAGUCCUGUACAUGCAAACGAAGUGAUCUUUUUAAAAACCCUUUCUGUUGUUCUUGGUACUAAUACAUUGGACUAUGAUGUAUAUAUUACGGCUUUUAGCUUACUGUAAUGAACUUGCAAGGGCUGCCAGAGAUUCUGGUAAGUGAGAGAGCUGCAAAAACCAGAGAUGUAGGCAAAUACUUUGAUUCUAGACAAUGUCUCAACCUGCUUACAAAGCCGGUGCCUGUAGGGCAUGCCUUCUGCUGGAAGAUGGCCUUCGUUCUUCAAGUGGCUGUGCAGCCCGCAGAGCAGAGCUGAGCCAGGAGCGCAGGGUCUCAACCACAGGAAGGAAGGUUGCUGAGUCAGGGAAGAGGUUCAAGAUCAGAAGCUUCUGAGGCCACUGGACCUGCCUUGGGCAGGCAGGUGGCUCACCCUUAGCAGAACCGUUUGCGGGGCAAGGAGACUCAGCUGCCGGAAGAAUUCCAAGUAUCUCAGAAACACUUGGCAAGAGUAUUUCUCCUUCAGGGACCAGUGCUGUGGCUAAUUUCUCCAGGAGGAAGAGCCUGCAUCUGAGCGCCUUGCUUUAGAGAACACUAAG